This is a messenger RNA of Hyla sarda, 747 nucleotides long. RefSeq names its product olfactory receptor 6C3-like. The record is from RefSeq and is a predicted model, not a curated record. Bases 1 to 747 code for a protein of 248 amino acids. Gene Ontology annotation, biological process: G protein-coupled receptor signaling pathway. The transcript has a single exon. Lineage: Eukaryota; Metazoa; Chordata; Amphibia; Anura; Hylidae. Gene Ontology annotation, molecular function: olfactory receptor activity. Gene Ontology annotation, cellular component: membrane.
AUGUCUUUUUCCACAAUAUCUCUACACAAGAUUUUAUCUAGUUUUGUCACCAAGGACAAGUCUGUUUCUUAUAUUUCUUGCAUGAUUCAAGUCUACAUGUUCGGAUCUUUGACAGGUCAUGAACUCUUCAUAUUGGCAGCUAUGAGCUACGAUCGAUAUCUGGCCAUAUGUAACCCUUUACGGUAUCACAUGGUUAUGAACCCUAAAACUUGUAGCCUAUUGGCUUCAUCCUGCUGGGUGUGGGGAUUUUUACAAGUCAUUCCACCAUUUGCAAUUCUCUGUAGCUUCUCUUGUUAUUUUUCCAUUGAAAUCAACCACUUUUUCUGUGACAUUGUUGCACUGAUGAGAAUUUCCUGUGAUGACACUUCUUUCUUAGAGAAGUUGUUCUUUAUAGAAGCAUUGUUAGUUUGUAACCUGACCCCAUUCCUUCUUACUUUUAUUCCCUACAUUUUUAUACUUAACACUAUAUUGAAGAUACAGGGUGGUAUUGGAAGACGUAAGGCCUUCUACACGUGUUCCUCUCAUCUUACAGCUGUCAUUUUGCUCUAUACAACUCUUUUUGUACAAUAUCUGACACCAAACCUAAGAAGCAUUGUGGAAUCUAGAAAAUAUUUAGCUCUUUUUAACAUGGCCGUGGUCCCAUUGUUAAAUCCACUGAUCUAUAGCUUGAAAAAUAAAGAUGUGAAAAAGGCUUUCAGAUGGAGUUUGGGGCAGGUGAAAAGGACAGAGCUCAGGUUACAUGUCUGA